CAACAUCCACACAGAUAUAUUACUCGGCAACCAAUGCAACGCUUUACUGAAUCAACAACUGUAUGCGACUGAAAUUAAAAAAUAUACAAAAGCGAUGACACACACACAGAGGCAGAGAAUGUUCCCCGCUGCAUGACUGACUAACUAUUCUCCUCCUCUAAUUGGGUUAAAGGAAUCUGUUUUAAACACACCCACCAGUCUCACGAGGAAACUGCUCACUGCAUUACUACCAACAAACAAGUCAGGCCGAAAGACAGAGGAAGACAGAAUCCAUGUACAACAGCAGAUAAAAGAUCUGGAGCAAGAGGCGAAAACAGAGGAAGCGAAAAGCAGGAGGAAUAUAUUGAUACAGAACAGCACUGAAUAUUUAAGUGGGACAUUUUUAUUUAUAGAAACAAACGCACAGGCUGGCUGACUGCUGAUUCACUGUUGCUAAUAUUUAACACGAUCUUUCCUUUCGGACUGGGAUUAACAUUUUCAUCAGGUAAUUUUAGCAACACCAACUGGGGCUGACCUAUUAUGAUCCAGCUUAAUGCUGCCAAGCUAAGUUUCCUCAUCUGUUUGGGUCUAUGUCUUUGUACCUUAAUAUACGUGAAGACCAAGGUGCCCAGCCUACAGGCGGAGGAAGCAGUGGAUACGGCAGUGUGCGGGAUUCACCCCGAUGAACUGUGCAUGUCCCUCUUCGACGGCGAGGAGCUCGGGAGCGAAUGCCUGAAGCUCCACAAACCGGAAACGCUUCUGCUGGGAGCCAAGCUGAACUGCUCCCGCUUGGCAGAGGACCUGCAUUUCAUUACCAGCCCUCUAAGCAAAGAGGAGGAAGAAUACCCCCUGGCCUACAUCAUAACCAUCCACAAGGAGCUGGAGAUGUUCAUAAGGUUGCUCAGGGCCAUCUACGCCCCUCAGAACGUGUACUGCAUCCAUGUGGACGAUAAGUCACCCGAGGAUUACAAAGCUGCCGUCAGGAGUCUGACUGACUGCUUCCCUAACGUCUUCCUAGCCUCCAAAGCAGAGAAGGUGGUAUAUGGAGGAUUCUCCCGGCUUCAGGCCGACAUGAACUGCAUGAAGGACCUGGUGCGCUUCCCAGUGCCCUGGAAGAGUGUCAUAAAUCUCUGCGGCCAGGACUUCCCCACCAAAACCAACCACGAGAUAAUUCAGAACCUGCAGGGCAAGCAGUGGAGGGGGAAGAGUAUAACACCCGGGGUGAAGCAGCCACCCACCAUGAGCCAUAGGACACAGAACCAGCACAAGGAGAUAAUGAACCCAAAGGACCCCCAUGUGCAGCGGCUAAACUUAAAGAAAGGGAGGCCCCCACAUGACCUGGUCCUCUACUUUGGGAACGCUUACUAUUCUCUCACACGGCCAUUCGUAGAAUUCGUCCUAAAGGAUCAGCGUGCAAAGGACCUGCUGGAGUGGUCCAAGGACACCUACAGCCCAGAUGAACACUACUGGGUGACACUCAAUCGUUUACCAGGGGCUCCAGGAGCAGACCCAGAAGCAGGAUGGGAGGGCAAUGUUCGCUCAAUAAAAUGGAGGGACCAGGAAAAAAAGGCACAUGACGGGUGUAAAGGGCACUACAUUCGUGACAUCUGUGUUUAUGGACCCGGGGACUUGAAAUGGGUCAUAGAACAAGACAACAUGUUUGCCAACAAGUUUGAGCUGGAGACCUAUCCUCUUGCUGUGGUGUGUAUGGAGCGCUGGCACCGUCUUAAAGUCCUGGAGCAGGCAAAUGUCACCAUAAAGCCUGCCUGGCAGCUACAGAAUGAGAGCUACAUCGGAAUGAGGCUCAACGCUUCUAUAGAGCCGUAGAUACGGAACGCCCUGCUGUCUUCUGCAACAAGGGAUUUCAUUAUUCUGGAUAAAAAAACUACUUCAAUAACAACAACAACAACAAAAAGAAAGGCUUCUACAUAGGAAGCCACUUGAAAGAUUUUCUUUUUUUUUUACGGUUUUCUUUGCAGAGCAGAAACCAAGCAGAUUAGUAUUAUUAUUUAUUUAUUGUUGUUACAACACUUAAAACAAGGAACAUAGGGUUAAGACACCCAAAGAAAUUCCAAUGGCUCACCAACACGCACAGCGCUUCUUCAUAAACUGAAGGACUACUUUCAAUGCUGAGAAAUGUGUAUUGGGCAGACUUUAAAAUACAAAAAACAGGAAUGUAGAAUAUGAACUGAAUAUUAUUGUUCAGCAGCAGUAAUAUUUAUUUAUUUAUUUAUUUAUUUUUUAAAAGUUUUACUAUUUUAAGGUAAACAAUUACAAGAAAUAAAACAAUGUAUAUACUUGUAAUUAUGUUGAACUAAGUGGGUUGACUGAUUAAGUACUGUAUGGAAAUUGAAAUAUGCUUCCCGCUUGCAUAAAGGGAACAGCCCUAUUAUACCACCUAUAAUAUGUAGCAGUGUGUAAUAAAAAUGUAAUGUAAAAUUAAAUAAUGGAAAAGAUGUAUGAAAGUAAUUAUUGAAAAUUAUUAUUAUUUAUUACCACAUUUUACACUUGGUUAAUGGACAGUUACAACAAUGUGUUUUAUGAUAGUAUGCACUAUUUCACCAAGGGCACAUAUAUGUUUAUCAAUAAAAUUUCUAGA
This is a messenger RNA of Acipenser ruthenus (sterlet), 2578 nucleotides long. RefSeq names its product beta-1,3-galactosyl-O-glycosyl-glycoprotein beta-1,6-N-acetylglucosaminyltransferase 7-like. Gene Ontology annotation, molecular function: acetylglucosaminyltransferase activity. The coding region runs from base 520 to 1806 and encodes 428 amino acids. Gene Ontology annotation, cellular component: membrane. The transcript has 4 exons. NCBI's taxonomy places the organism in Eukaryota, Metazoa, Chordata, Actinopteri, Acipenseriformes, Acipenseridae. The record is from RefSeq and is a predicted model, not a curated record.